This is a messenger RNA of Anopheles nili, 1960 nucleotides long. Its product is annotated as filaggrin-like. The coding region runs from base 13 to 1857 and encodes 614 amino acids. Gene Ontology annotation, molecular function: DNA-binding transcription factor activity, RNA polymerase II-specific; DNA binding. The record is from RefSeq and is a predicted model, not a curated record. Gene Ontology annotation, biological process: central nervous system development; neuron differentiation; regulation of DNA-templated transcription. NCBI's taxonomy places the organism in Eukaryota, Metazoa, Arthropoda, Insecta, Diptera, Culicidae. The transcript is spliced from 3 exons.
CAGAUACUCAAAAUGAUACACCAUCAACCGACGAAGUACCACCAUGCGAAUCCGCUGACUCAUUUCCUUAACCUUCACACAUCGCAAGCGACGGCAGCUGCCGCAGCAGCCCUGGCGUUGGCCACCGAUGGGCUGUCCCACGGUCAUCAUUCCCAUCAACAUCAUCCGCCUGCUGCGGGUGCGAGUUCCACAGGACAUCAACUUCAGCUGGGUGCGCCCUGUGCCAAUCCACAGGUCCAGCAGUCACGGCAGAAUGACGGAGUUAAACGCGCAGGACAUCGGGACAGAUCCUCACGGUGUUCCCGUACGGAUGAAGACGAGGAACAGGACGAAAACAGCACCGACAGAAGCUGCCACGGUGAGCUCGGAGGUCGUGAGCUGAAGCGUGAAACGUUUGAUCUGAUGACCGAAACGUGCCAGGGCGAUGUAAGUGAAUCGGAGCACCAUGUCGACAUCGACGUCGAUGAUCCUGAUCCACGGGACGACGAUGGGCGAGUGUCACAUGGAGUUGAGAGCGAUCGAGAUGAGAAGGACGCCAACGAGGAAGAGGAAGACGACGACGAAGAGCUCACCAUCGACGAGACGGAAGGGCGUAGGGAUUCGCGAGAAAACGUUCCAAGUAACCGUGGGUCCUGUGCUAGUCCCUGUCACGAUACGACAACCUCGGUGCUCAAUACGGAUGGGCUUGUUGGGAAGUCCUUUACGAUAGCCGCCAUACUGGGGCUGCGAAAGAAGCAGGAUGAGGCAGCGGCCGCUGCAGCAGCUGCCAGCGAAUACAGCGAAGGAGUGAUGAACCUGUCCACCGGUGCCGGAUUUCAACAACACCAGCAACAACGAGUUACAGCGGCGGCCGUAGCAGCAGCUGCGAUGGGACGAUUGCCCCUCGUAAUGGCGGCUGCAGCCGCUGGGAUGGAAAAGCGCGAUCGCUUGGACAGUGUGGACAGCGUCGAUACCAACUGUGGAGGAUCGCUUGGGUACGCGGGACAACAGCCUGCGAGUGGUCCGUUGACGGCAUUGCAAAACUUUCAUCAACUUCCCGGACUGCAUGGUGCCGGUGGGAGCUUUUCUGCGUUUCAUCCUUCGAAUGGCACCAGCGCAGGUGGUGGUGGUGGUGGUGCGGUAGGAUCCGGCGGUCAUUCGGUGUCACAUCCCGUGCAACACCACCAUCACGCGCAUCAUCCACAUCAUCACCAGGUCAAUGGCAGUUUUGGUGGACAUCCGCAUUUCCACCAUCACCAGGGUCAACAGCAGUUGCCACACCAGCAGCAGCACCAGCAGCAACAACAUCAACACCUGCAACACCACUCGAUUCAUCAGCAGCAGCUGCAGCAGCAACAGGCGUCCUCCGCACUGCAUAUGGCACUGGGGCCACAUCACCAUGCGCAGAAUCACAACAGGGACAAGUAUAAAGAUCUUAGCAAGAAGACUUCCAUGUCUUCCUCGGCGGCUUCUCUUAAGAGCAAACGCGUGCGAACCAUAUUUACUCCGGAGCAGCUGGAGCGUCUGGAAGCUGAGUUCGAGCGGCAGCAGUACAUGGUAGGGCCGGAACGUCUUUAUCUGGCACACACACUGCAGCUGACCGAAGCCCAGGUCAAAGUUUGGUUCCAGAAUCGCCGGAUCAAGUGGAGGAAGCAUCAUUUGGAGAUAACGCAGCAACGGUUGGCGCUGAUCCGGCAGCGUCAGAUAGCUAGUGGGGUUCCAAUUCCAACCGGUGAUCCGCAGAACCAUCUUGGUCAGCAGCAACAACAGCAAGCGGGCAUGAGUGGCGGUCGCAUGAUAAGCGGUAUCGAAUCUCCAGAGCUCACGAUUUGUACCGAUUCGAUGGAAGCAAGGAGUGCCAGCGAUGGAGAUGAUUAGGGAGACCGAGCCCUCGAAAUUGGGGCACGCCCAACACACGACUGCCUCAAACGGCAGCAAUAUAUCAUACAGGGAGCGUUAGAUGAAAUAAAUCAGAAACUUA